CCCGACAAAAUGGUUUCAGCUUCCCCGCCUUUCAAAAAUUUGUCAUCACAACUGAAGAUUGCGUUUCGACAAUCGAGAGUGUUUUGGCGCCAGAGCAGGUUUAGAAUGGCCGCAACAGCAAUAAAUAUCGACUUCCCGAGUGAAAUUGUUCUCAGUGUCUACUCCUCUCAUCAGUAUGGCGGAACAAUUGUCGGCGUUAUUGACCGGAUGGAAACUGCCCGCCCCGGUGGUGAAUGCUUUUAUCGGUGAGUAGGGUCAUGGUCAAAGUGUUUGUCUGUUAUGAUUGUUAGGAUUUGUCAUAUUCAUCGUAAGACGGACCCAAGGUUUUUUUUCCUUGUACUGUGUCAUAGUGUCUCUUUUGCUGGAGUAAAUGUGAAAUUGAUAGAAUCGCGUGUUAAUGAGAGUUGUUUGAGUCUUGCAAAGAUUAGCCUAGAUAGCGAGAGGUUAUGUCGUUCGUUGCGGCCGGCAUGUCAGCUGUUCAAUCGAGAAGUGACACUUCACUCUUAAACAAGCGAGUAAUUGUGCUCUGAUCAUUCCUUUUGCCGAUAGUUAUUAGCUGCUAUGAUUUUUGUUCGGGCUAAAUGCUAAGCAACACUUUCCAAUUCCUUGUUUAAGAUCCCCUACAAAAUGUUCCGACGUUGCACACUUGUGUCACAAGGUUAUGUGAAAUAAUAUGUGCGCGCCCCGUUGACUUUGUUGAAUUUGCUAAUCGUGAGUUGGUGUGCAAGUAAGUAGAGGCUAUGUUUGUUUCAGAGCAAGAUUGGACUAUUGACUCUUCAAAGCUAAUUGGAGAGGAUGCUGUCAAAACACUUAUAACAAAGGAAGGUCCAAGGGCUAUAUUUUUUCAUCAUUUCCAUUUGUGGAAGCAUUCUAACAACUCAAAUGAUGAUUUGUUAACUGAUGAUGAGGAUGAUGACACCGCCAUAACAACAGAUCAAAGAAGAGGAAGCUUGAUUCUGCUCAACUCCAGGCACUUCUUGCUGAACCUGACAUUAACGAUCUCCACAAGACUUUGAAAGCAUCACUGCCUGGACCUAUGGUACUAGGUCACUAUAAAGCCAACAAGGGGCUUGACCACUACUCGAGAGACCUGCUGUGUUCCCAGGUUCUUUUUAAAGAGCUUGAAAAUGACUUCAACAAAAAGUUUGAAAGAGUUAAUUAUUAUACCAUGGCUACUGAAAUUGUAACGCUCUUUCCAACAGAGAGUAAGGAAACUUGGUAUGACGUCGUAAAAAAAGGUAAUUCUUCCACUGUGCAAGGCCGACUGCGGUACAAGUAUUAUUCCAUUCGACGUGGCCUCCUUAAAUCUCAAUUGAUACUAGGAUGCAAUGAAGAAAACCCUGAUGCUACUGCUCACGCAACCUUUACUGAUCUUAGUGAAGAUGCAGAUGACCCCUCGUUUAUGUGGCUGCUAGAAAAUUAUCAACCUUGGGAUGAAGUCAUUGAGAAGUGGCAGGAAACUCAUCUUCGAAGAAAGAAACAUCUUCUAUUGACUAAAGAAUUGUUCUACUACAUUGACAAGUUUCCCGCCCUAAAGCAGCCACUGGGUUGGAAAUUGCUACGUAUGUUCUCAGCUAUUACUCUUUGGUGGUUCCUAAUUGCUAUGUGGCUUGCUUCUGAUGGGAUCAAAGAGCAACCAAACCUUGAGAAUCCAUUAAGGGAGCUUUGGGUGGAGUACUCCAGGAUCAUUUUGAUUCUCAUUAGGCAGGAACAGCCUAAGUUUCUUAAAGGGCGUAAAUUUUCAUCCCUGACUUCUGUUUUCACAGCUGACGUGAUUAUCUGCUAUAGUGAACAACGCUUGGCUCUUACAGACAGAGAUUAG
Molecule: messenger RNA, 1822 nt
Organism: Frankliniella occidentalis (western flower thrips)
Lineage: Eukaryota; Metazoa; Arthropoda; Insecta; Thysanoptera; Thripidae
Exons: 8
Coding region: 1037-1822 (261 amino acids)
Source: RefSeq, a predicted model, not a curated record